GCAUCUUCUCUUCUCCGCCUCUUCGCCCUCCGGGAUCCUCCCCUUCCUGUGUCCUAUUCCGUCGUCGACGCCCACUCUCCGUCUCUAUUUCUCUCCGUUGUCCUCUCUUUCCUAGGGUUUGCAUCUCCGGGUAGCCUUCUUCCUCUCGGUCAUUGUUGCUUGUCUGUAUCGUUCUUUUGUCAACUAUUUCUGUGAUCGGUUUCGCCCUCAAUGGCCGUGCCAUUCUCUUGACGGGUGCCUCGGCGGAGAUCGACCAUGAGCGCUGUGAACAUCACCAACGUCACCGUCCUCGACAAUCCGGCGGCCUUCCUCAACCCUUUUCAAUUUGAGAUCUCUUACGAGUGCUUGGUUCCUCUCAAGGACGACCUGGAAUGGAAGCUCAUUUACGUAGGAUCAGCGGAAGAUGAAACAUAUGACCAACUUCUGGAAAGUGUGCUUGUCGGUCCUGUCAAUGUUGGAAACUACCGCUUUGUGUUCCAGGCUGAUCCACCAGACCCUCUAAAGAUUCGUGAGGAAGACAUCAUUGGAGUGACAGUAUUAUUGCUAACAUGUUCCUAUUUGGGGCAGGAGUUCGUUCGUGUAGGCUACUAUGUGAACAAUGAUUACGAUGAUGAGCAGCUCAGAGAAGAACCACCCCCAAGGGUUUUAAUUGAUAGGGUGCAGAGAAACAUAUUAGCUGAUAAACCAAGAGUCACCAAGUUCCCUAUAAAUUUUCAUCCUGAUGCAAAUGCAAAUCAGAGUGCUGAACCAGGUCCACCCCCAGAUCCUCCUGCAGAGGAAGAUGAUGAUCAUGAACCUGCGCCUGAUGAAUUUUAGUUCACCAGAAAAAAAGCCUAGUGCUUAAGAAAAUGAUGUUAAGAACUCUAAAGAUCUGAAGUAAAAUUCUGAAAGUCUUCACUAUUUUGGAGCAUUUUCUGGUGUAAAGCCUUAGCGGAUAAGGAUCUGUUCUCGUUUGAAAGAAAGACCGUUGCCGAUCACUUGCAACUGCAGAGCCUGUUAUUCCUGUAAUGAUUAAAGCUGACGUUGUACCAUCAACCGUCCCUCUUCCCCCACCCCUCUUCUUCUGUCACUUAAAUUUGCAGUGUGGGCAAUAGAUAUCAAGAGGCAACCUAAUCUGCUUCAAGGUGGUGGAAGACCAAACUGAUGUUUUUUAUUUGCUUGGCCACAAUGAAUUUGUUUCCCAGUCUUAAAUUUUAGCAGUCUAACCUUCCAACUUAAUGUCCUACGAAGUGUAUUCUUCUAUUCGCUGAUUAUUUUUUCACCUUUUUGUGUUUAAAUUUCGUAACUGUUGUAUUUGUACUAUUUGGUGAUAGUACAGUAACAGUUCCUGGUUGC
This is a messenger RNA of Nymphaea colorata (pocket water lily), 1335 nucleotides long. Its product is annotated as histone chaperone ASF1B-like. NCBI's taxonomy places the organism in Eukaryota, Viridiplantae, Streptophyta, Magnoliopsida, Nymphaeales, Nymphaeaceae. Gene Ontology annotation, cellular component: nucleus. The transcript has 3 exons. Bases 256 to 816 code for a protein of 186 amino acids. Gene Ontology annotation, biological process: DNA replication-dependent chromatin assembly. Gene Ontology annotation, molecular function: histone binding. The record is from RefSeq and is a predicted model, not a curated record.